Molecule: messenger RNA, 19030 nt
Organism: Cinara cedri
Lineage: Eukaryota; Metazoa; Arthropoda; Insecta; Hemiptera; Aphididae
Source: the annotation of a GenBank genome assembly
AUGGACCCCGUUUUGGACAAGUUUCAUAGUGGAAGUAUAUUUUUAUUUAUUUUUGACGCAGAAAUUUAAUUUUUAAUUUUUUUUUUGCAAACCAAACAAUUUCCGAGGUUAAACGUGACUAAAUUACUCUUAUUUUUGUGUUUAGUAUCAGGGAUGAUAAUAUUUUUUUUUUAUAUAUAUCUUUUAUCUAUAUAUUACUAUAUUGGUCGAGGGGAAACCGAUUAAGAAAGAAACCAAAAGUUCAUCCAAAAAAGCGAUGAAUAUAUUGAAUAAAAGAGAACAUGGAGAAAUUCAGCAUACUAAAAUGAAAUUAUAGAUUUUUAGAACUAGAUUUUUUUCAUAAAUCUUUGUCAGCAUUUAUGAUGCAUAGUUUAAGAAUGAUUUCAUAAUUAUUAUAUUUUUAUUUAAUUUUGUAAUUAUAAGCCUAUUUAUUUAUAUUGUUAUUAUUAUUAUUAUGUUAUUAUCAUUAUUAUUAUUAUUAUUAUCACAAUUAUUGCUCAUCCAUUUAUUGUCACUAUAUUGUAUUAUUAUAUUACAAUUAAAAUUGUAUUAUAUUGUACUAUUUGUAAUUGAAAAUUAUUUCCGUUGAAUAAAAUUAUUACUAUUAUAUGGAAAUCGAUUCGAACACAUUUUCCGAGCAUACUUGUAUUGUAGGUGUAAACGUGUAAUUCAAAUUUUAACGAUUGCUUCUGUAUAAUAAUAAUUUCAUUCAAAAUAUUUUUUUUUUCUUUAUAGUUUUACACGAUUUCAGAGCGCCGAACGUUUCGAAAAAAAUAACAAUAAUAAUGAAAAGUUCUCCGAAAAAAAAAGUCCUAUCGUCGUAAAAUAAGUUUUCUUUGUCGGGUGUUUUUAAAUUAAAAAUUAAUUUAAAUUUUUUUUUUUUUAAUUUUUAUAUAUUAUAUGAUUUAUUAUAAUAUGAUAUUGAAUGUUGACUUAACGUCAACGUCUUGCAGCUUGUAUUUUGUUCUAUGCAUCCCCACAUGUCCGUAUAAAUACACAGUUUUUUAAACAAACCGAAGCGAAAUUUAAAAUUGGCAUCGAUUUUACACAAAUUUUUCUUGCCCUUUUUCUAUUAUAACACUACACUGCUGCUCCGGUAUUUUUUUUCGUCUGUCGCCAUGUUUCAAUGUUAAUCAUGGUAAAUACUUAAGAAAAAAAAAAAUGAUAUAAAUAUGUUCUGCGUACCAACUUGUAAUUUUUUUUUUUUUGAAGUACCGAUUCGAUUUUUUUUACUUAUACGUUUUUUACACGUACAAGUAGGUAACUAUUAUAAUAUAAAAACAUGUAACCUGUAUUAACUAUAUAUAAAACCAAUGUUUGGAACCUACACUAAAAGAAAAAACACAUUCACGGUCGUUGUAAAAAUAAAUUCGUUCAGAGAUAAUAAAUGUUAACCAGAUAUGGGACCAUUUAGUUUGAUAACGUAUAUUUGCAGGUAAUAAGUCGUGGUUGUGGUAACAAUGAAUCAUAAAUUAACUAUUGAAUACAAUAUUUUCAAAUAUGACUAUGUGAAUACUUGACAAUGUCAUCAAUAAUAUUAUAAUAUAAUUAACGUAUUUUUUGAUUAAAUAUAAAAUUAACGUUUGAAUGAACGAAAAAAAAAAUUGUUCGUGUUUUUAUAAUAAUCAAUGAAGGCAUUUGUGGAUCAUUCGUAAAAAGCGAACGCUUACUUUCAAACGCAGAUAAAAACCUAUAGUGCGUUUCACGAAAUUAGAGACUCGACUGUGGCGCGAAAAUUAGUAAGACUUCGAUAUCAAUUGGCCAGCGCCACGCAAUUCAAAUUUUCGAUCACCGAUCAUGCUACAGUCGAGUCUCUAAUUCCGUGAAAUAACAUAAUAGUGUAGCAAUACCAAUAACAAAUCGAUAUUACGGUAAUCCGCAGAAUUUUUUUUUCCUAUAAUUUUAAUUAAAAUUAUAUUUGUUUUUUAUAAAUUAUAUAUGUAUAUACAAAAUUCGAUUGAAAUAUAUACAAUUAUACUUUUUAGUCUAAGGAAAUAUUAACGAGACUUUUCGCGCUAAGUUUUCAUCGGAAACUGUAAAAUAUUAAACUCGAGAUCCCGUAUAAAAAAAUGUUUAAGGUUAAUAAACAAGAAGAUAUAUAUACAAUACAUUGCUAUAUUAUAUUGUUUAGUAUUUACAGUUUCCAAAAUGCAAUAUUUAAUAAAGUUUCGCAACAGGUCUAUAUAUAUACUAUUCAUAAAUAAUGGCUGUCGCAUUUAAUAACUCCGCAUUUAUUGCGAGCUGCGCAAUUAGUUACAUUUUAGGUAAACAAGCGUUUCACUUCCGAAAAAUAUUUAAAAACAAAACGCACUAUUACAUUGGAUUUAGUUUAAACUCAGUUCCCGGAACUGCUUAGUUACCCCCUAAAUAAAAUGCUACUAUAGUGUAAAAACGUACAGUCGAAUGUAUCGAUGAACGAUGUCAACGACGUCGUUAUUAUUAGACCGUUUUGAGUUUUAUCUCAGCUUAUAGUGUGACCAAUCGAACCACAGGAGUGAUUAUGCGAUAAUUAAACGACUAUAAUAUACAAUAAACAUGUAUAUAUUGACUAAGGGAAUUUUUUUUCCCCAAUUGUUAUUUGAGCUUUAUUCACGUCUAUUUUUCAAUGAGAAUAGUAUUAAAAUAAAUAUUAGAUGUUUCUAUAAGAUUGAAAAAUACAACAGCAUUCGAGUUGGCUUUAAAUCCUACGAGAAAAUUGCUGGUUGAUGAUAAAUGGAUCAGCUUGUAUAUAAAGUAUAAUAAUAUUACACGCAAUAAAAAAAAAAAUUAAAUAAAACAACUCUAACGUCGUAUUAUACCUACUUACUUUUUGAAAAUUAAUGACGACUGAUUAGUUUAAAAGACUCGUAAAAUUAUCCAAAGAAUCUCUCGUUUACCUACGAAUAAAAAAAAAACUUUAAUUUAACGAAUUUUCUUUUAUAGUAAUAAUAAAAAAAAAAAUUAAAAAAAAAAAAAAAAAAAAUUAUUAUUUACUAUAUUUAGAUAAUCGGCCAAAUUAAAAACAUUACUCAAAGCGUUAAACUUUCGACGUAAAAACCAUCUGCGAAUUUGUUUUUUCAUUACUUAACUGAAGAAGUUUAAAAAUAACCGUGGUUGUUAUGUUCUUAAUUAAAACGUCGGUGGUUCGAAACAGUUUUCUAGUCGGCAAAAACGAAAAACUUUCAGUCUUAAGCUGGUUUCCACAACACAACAUUCGGGCGCAUCGUACAAAAAAAAAAUCUCUAAAAAACUUUGAAACGACGCCAACCACCCCCCCUCCCCCUACAAAAUCAGUGUUGUGAAUUAAAAUACAUGCGUUAGUAGUUUUAAGUUUUAGUAAUACUCGGUAUACAGUUUUCCUCCGGUGUAUACAGUACGACUCCUCUACUAGUAGUGACGCAUACUAAUUAUUAAUACCCAUAUUGACAGACGACAUUUCAGAUUUAUUAAAACUGAUCUGACGACGUCAUCUAUAUAUACUAGGUGGGAAACCUAUAUCGAGUUUGUGUUUUGUCGAGUUCCAAAUGUCUGCCCCUAUUUUCAAACUAUUACCUGCACGACAACACCGAACAAAUUAUCGUAAUCUUCCCUAACGUAUUCCAAACUCGACCCGCAAAUACGAAAUCCAGUUCGGUACAUUUUUCUUAAUAUUUUUUUUUUUUUUUUUUCAGAAAAAUACAACCCUCAACAGCAGAAGAAACAGGUGUCGGAUUUCUUGGUCAGGCCGUUUUUCGACACGGGUGUGUCGUCCAACAUCACCACGCAGCUUGGCGGCCACGCGUAUAUGCCGUGCAGGGUCAAACAACUCGGUAACAAGUCGGUGAGUGUUUCACGAUACAUUCAUAACGUAGUAUUGUUAUUAAUUAUCAGGUCAUUAUAUGCUAAACGAGUUUAAGUAUCAUAAUUCCGAGGGUGAAACCAUGAAAAAAUUUAAAAAAUACUAACAAAGCGUUGGCGAUACUGCACGACGGUGUGGGAUCAGUGAAUAUAGGAAACAGAAAUCUAAAAUUCCGUACGUAUUUAUCGUAGGCGGACAAAUUGAUUUCCUACUAAUGGAUCGUUACCCAUACCUACGUCUCGAGACUUGAUUUUUAAUUUCGAAUUUCAUAACGCAAGGCGGGAGACUGGCGUUCUAGUUUUAGACUUUUCGGUUCCGAUCACUACAUAACUAUGUAUACAUACCGAAUAAUAAUUUUGUUGAAAACGACAUUUUUUUUUUUUUUUUUUUUAUGUUGCGCGGUGGGUUAAAGUCGUCGGAUUUCGGUAGGUUACCGGCCAACGAUGACGACGAUCGGUGGCUAAACGAAAACGCCCAAUAAUAAAAACGAUAGUAAGUGACCGCGGAAUGAUACGAUUUUCCGGACGAUAACCGCGCGUUCGGCCAAAGGGUCGCCCGUACAGAUUAAACAGCGCGAAACACCGCCACGUGUAUCGCGUCGUACUAACGUUUCCGCACCAAACGUGAAGUGAAUUCCAUUAACCGCAAUAAUAUUAACGCGUUACGACGAUCGGACGCAUUUUUAUAUUAUGUGGUUUUAUGGCAGCCAGCGAACGAAAAAUCGCUAGAUUUUAUAUUAAACUAUACAGACGCCACGCAGCCGGACGACGGCGCGUUGUUUUGAAAUUUAAUCGAAUUUCCCGAUACGGAAUUCACACCUCCGCAACAUGAUAAAAUAAUAUUAUGUAUUACGUUAUUGUCGCUUCGUAUAACAUCAAAAUCGAGUUACAGAACCGUCCUCGUGUAAAAGUUUAAGUAAUUCGUUCUUUUCCGGAAUUAAAUUACUAUAGUGUAAUGAGUAUACCCAAUAAAGCCGACACCUAGUAAAGACUAUACUGAUAACCCGUCAAACCCGUCAUUCGCUUCUAAUCGUUGUUGCCCAAUAGUAUUGGGAAUCUCUAGAAUCGAUACAGCGAUCAUAUCCUUCCAGGUUAUAUCCUUCUUGAAUAAUUGGCUUUUUGGACUGGCCAUAAAUGGGCAAUUACUCAAACGCGAACCGACUCAUAGGUCACUUAUCAUAAACGAUAAAAUACUGAGGUUUCUCUGGUAAAAAAAACUCGGUCCAAGCAAACGGCAAAUCCAUUGCGUCUAAAAUCCUAAACUUAAUAUUGAUCGAACCGAAGGUCCUUCAAAACGUCUCGGGCCAUUUGCUCUGCUUGGUAAUGACCAUACGUAACAGCAAAACCAUAUGCCAUACCUCACGAUACAAGGUACAGAGACGAUCUCCCCAAAAUAUGCUCCUUCAGGUAAACCCCUCCUCCCGUCCAAUGCGGUGUGAAAUCGCCACUUCGAUUUGCCAAACGCAUUCCAAUUUUACAAUAUAAUGUAAUAAUAAACGACGGCAGCGGCAGUAUUCAAUCAGAUUUUAAAUGAAAUUAAAAUAAUAUAAUUUUAAACAACAUCGGAUCCGAAAGCCUUUGGAUUGUUAUAUACGUAUCGAAAUACCCUCGGCGGCGUGUUCAAAACGAACAAUUCGGAAUAAAUCUAAGUACUAUAAGAUUUGUCUUCUUCUUGGGUCGCGUUUAUAUAUUAAACAGACUUUCGAUUUGUCGUCGACAAAUCGUAUACGCUGCGUUUACUUUUGUCAAGAUAUUAUUAGUAUACAACACGAUUAUAAUAUUAAACUGAUUGAAUACGACGACGACGAUGGCAUAAACUACACCAUCUCCCUAAACAUUUAUCAAUUUAUAAAUUACAUUAUAAACUAAAUAGUGGCGGUAUUGUAAAAAUCGGCCUUGCCCGAGACAAAUUAAACGCCCGUGGAUUAAUCUAUACCGAUCAAAUUGAACAAUAAUAAUUCUAGUAUUUUCUCCGUAUAACAUAACAUACAACGUAUAACGUAAUAAUAUGCGGAAAACAAAUACAAACAAACGAUAAACCAUUGCUAACGAAAAACGAUUAUGAGCGAAGUUCGGUUAUACGGGUAUUAAAAGACUUUACCAAUUACUGUCAAAAUUUAAUAUUAAAAUUCAUAUAAAAAAAAUGUUUACAUUACACUAAUUUUUUUUUUUUUUUGAAUCUGAAGUAAGACUUAAAAAAAAUCUCCUGUUAAAUUUUCAAACAUUUCUGUUUAGUCAGACAACUGUAUACACAUAUAGUAUAUACCAAAUAAAAACUCUCACUACGCUCCGAAUUUAAAAAAUACUACAUAACUAUUACGCUCUACUUUUUACCACUAAGUACAAUUUAUGAUCUGUAAUAUUUUCAAGCCUUUCUACUCGACCAAAACAAUGUUAUCCACUAUAAAACUAGAAAAAAAACUUGAAAAAUAUAAAAUGCUUAUAAAAAGAUCAUUAAUUUCUAGGAUGUUUUGAACAUUUUUACCACAUUUAGAAAAUAGGCUAAUAUAAGUAUUCUGUGAAUUGCAACAAAAAAACAAAAUCAGAAAUAAUUAAACCGUUAGUACCAUAAACUUUCCUGGUUUCCCCUUAUAUUUAGUCCCAGUUAUUUCCAAUUAUAAAAAGUGGAAAUCAAAAAUCGAUCGCCCAAUUUUACACGUGGGCAAGAUAAUAUAUUACCGAUCCUAUAUAAUCAACCAGAAUUUUAGGGAAGAUUGCAUUUUUUAAUAAGCAAAAGAAGACAUUAAAGCGUUUGGAUACCUCAUACAUUAUUUUAAAAUGUGAAAAUACCCAAUCCUCUAGAAAUAAAAUAAGCUAUUAGCUUAUACUUCUAUUCGCGGAUAUCUAAUCUGAAAUUGCAUUUAAUACCAGAUUUUUGUUCUUAUGUUUCUAUGAUCAACUGUUCAUCUGAUACAGGGUAUCCUUGUUAAUUUUUAUCACAACAACAUUUUAAAAUAAUGAAUAAAAACGACCGAACACACUUCGUUCCAUGGAUUAACCCUAUGUUUUAGGUGGUAAAACUGAUGGUUUUGGAUAUAGUAUAAUUGAACUUAAUAAGUUACCUACUAAAAGUAACGAAAAUUCGAGGCAAUCAAAAUACUAUUCUGAACAAACCUCGGUAAAGUUUUAAGGCUUCUUUGUUUCCAUUGUAACUAAGGUAACCUAGAAAUCAAAAUAAAUUAAAACCGUCAUUUGGUGUUAAUUUUUUAAAUAAUUUCUAGAAAUCUCGGAAAAAAAUAUAAGUUAAUUCCACCAUCAGGUGAAAUUUAAAAGGUGACGGGGUUAUGUCAGGUUGACAAUCAGUGUAAAAUUCUCAGAAUGAAGAGUUUUAAGCGAGACUUGCACGGAUUGUCUAUUUAUGAUGAUGAACCGUAGAUAACCAUCAAGUGUUUUAUGUGACAAGAGAAUUCUAAUGAGAAUUAUCAAAGUUCUUUAAAAAUGUGGUGAAACUAACUAUGUUGUAUGGUUUAAAGUGUAUAGUGUGGUAGAUAGAAAACUAGAAAAUAGAAUGAGUGUAAAAGUGAUGAGAAAGCUUAGGUGGAUAAGUGUAGUAACAAGAAAAUAUAAGAUAAAAAGUGAGUUCUUUAAAAAUAGCUUAGGCGUAGUUUUAAUAGUUGGCGAAAUGAGAGACUGGAAUGGUUUGGGUAUGUCAUGAAGAGAGAUGAAUCAGAAGCAGUAAAAAUUGUGAUAAAAAAGGAGAAGGAAAACCGAAAAAAAAGUUGUUAGAUACAAUAAUGAAUGAUAUGAGGACAUCCGGUGUAUGCGAGGUGGGAGAUCCGGUCAAGUGGAAGUUUAUGAUGAGUGUGGCCAAUCUUUAAUAGUUAAAGGAGAAGAAGACCAUUAGAUGGAAAUUCUAUAAUGCAUGAGAACAUAAGAACUUUUUACUCACGAAAGCAGUAUUCUAAAAUACACAUAAAAAUAUUCUCUUGAACAAAGCAUAGGAAUUUUCAACAGUUUUUCAAAUAAAUUAUCAACAUGUGUAAAAUUAAUAUCUAUUAAUGUUCAUGGAUAAAUCUAAGUAUUUUUAUAAACUGAAAAUUAUACAAUAGAGAAAACACGUUCAGUAUAGUUCAAUUGAGUAAAAACAAUUCUGGACCAAGUUCGGUUAUAGAUGUUUUCAAAGGCCGUAAUAUUUACAAUUAGUAAAUGAUACAUUUCGUAAAUUUUGCCGUUUUUCCUACGUUGUUUCACGUUUUAUCCUAUUAAUUAUGAAAACCCAUAAAACAAAAAAAAAUAACCUCCUAAAAUUACCACCCCAGUCAAAUUUCCUAUUAUAAAAGAUGCUGCACUUGAAAAUCGAAACAUCGUUUCUGGUAAAAAAUGUGUUCACAGAAAAAAAAAUUAAAUAAACCAACAUCAUUGUAAAACAAAAAUACCAAAACAUUCAUUUUUCCGCUCCGCUCAGAAUCGAAAAAAUAUCCUAUAUACUGCACUAAGGGGUUUGAGAACGUACAAAAACUCCCUCACUCUCCUCCUUGGAUCCGUCGUUGGUUAUUUUGACCGAGAAAAUUUGUUUCCGGAGAGCAAACAACAAAAGUUUUCCUACGAAAUUUUCUAUAGCGAACACAAUUCUACCGCGAACGCAGCAAGUGCAUGGGCAUUGGUAUUUUUCCGCUUUUCCACAUGACGGUGGCGGUCGCACGACAAAGAGUAAGUUCCGAUAAUUUCGGCGGAUUUGCGUUUACGUUCGAACGGUAAUUAAUCGCGUGUGAGAGUUGAGGGGGGAGGGGCGGGCGGUCGAUACCAAACACCGGAAGUGUGAACGACCCGGGGGGGUUUUAUUUCGAGACCGCGAGCGAUUUUCUGUGUGUUUACGACCGUUCCGCGGCCCGCGGAGGUGGCUGAGAGAGACGCGGUUUCGCGGGCGGCGCGCGCGAAAACACGACAUUGCACUACGCGGAAAAAAUGACUACGGGCGACAAAAACCCGGUGAAAAGUUUUCUAUAUUUUUUUUUUUUCUGCUUAUCCUCGCGCCGUCCGUCCACUCGUCGGCCCCAUAAAUAGCAGUGGCCCGCCGCCGCCUCGUCGUUAAGCCCCCUACCAUGCACUACGAGCCGCUUUUAUACACGAUAGUUAUUUAAUCAACAUCGCCCGGCCCUCGGGGCACUAAAUAAAAUUAACGUUUCCGCCCCGCGCGCCCUGGUGGCGAAUUGAUGGUUCGGAAACGUGUGCGCUUCUAUACGCGCGAGUAUACCUAUACGGGUACGCGUUUGCUCGUGUGCCCGGCUCGUAUACGGUUCGAAUUCCUCCGUUGCCGCCACCGCCGCCGCCGCCGCCAUUCCGCCCUUCACGCCCGCGAUCCACGGCGAUUCCGGAGAGCCCCAGGAGAACGGGCAGCGGGACGCGCACGCCGUCCGUAAUGAAUCCGGCGGGUGCCAUAAAGUCUUGCGGACAGUAAAGCGCGCGCGCCAGCUCCGUUCAAUCCCGCGCGUUAUUGUCGCGCGAAACGCACGGGCCGAAAAAAUACUGUACUUUAUGUAUUUUUUUAUUCGCUACCUCCGCGUUCCUCCGGCGCGACGGCCGAAAAUGCAUUGGCUCACGGUCGCGCCGUCGUCGACGCCGCACUCGUCGCGACUCGGCCGAUCGGCUUUGAGAAAAUCAUCGCGCGGAAAUUCCGCGACGACGGAACCGCACAAUCCGCGAGACGUGCGCCCCGCGAAGAAACGAUAUUAAAUUUCGAUUUUUUUUUUUUUCUCUCUCUUUAAAAAAAAUCACGAAUUUUCCGACUGACGUCUACUACUCCCGAUUCCAAUAUACGCGUUCCUCUCCUUUUGACGGACAGGUCGUUUCCAAAAGAUCUAAACAUCCAAUAUUGUAUUUUUUUUUUUUUUAUAGAGCAUAAAUUACAUCCACAACUAGGCCUUUAGUAAAUGUAUAUUUUGUGAAGUUUGUAUUUUUAACGAUUUACAUAUUUUUAUAUUAUGUCAUACAUUUCAUAUUUACUUGGAAAUAAAAUUAAGUUUCUAUCUUGUGUAUCUCGUGGGCUCGGUCCUAGAGCUUGGUAGAUUUGUUCGGAUACGUGGAAUUGGUUGCGGCAGUUUUGGUAUUUUUUUACAUUCGGUGAUGGUGUGAUUGACCGUUAAUGGAACGCCACGUGUGGGGUUUAUCUUGGCUCAUCCAAAAGCUGCGCGUUAGCUCUUUUGUGUGUAUCCAAUUCGAAUUCGGUUAAUUGCGGUUUCUUCUUUUCUAUUAAGUUCGGUGGCUUAGCCAUAGGUUGGUAAUGUUUUUUAUUUUGUUGAGUUUGGAGUUCGGAUAUCUCCAAUGGAAAUGCCAUUUAUUAUUAUUUAUGUAGGAGUUAAUCAGGUUCUUCGCGCAUGAGUAUGUAGUGCUAUUGUGAUUAUUAUGAUUGAUGAUAUUGUUACUGAGACGAUUGCAUUGAGUACUUCUUGAUCGAAUACAUUGUUUUGUUCGCUAAAUAACUGUAAUAUUUUCGCGGAAUCGCAUAAACGAAUUAACGAAUUUGAAGCUCAUAAUUCGGUAUUUCGACAUGUCAGAUGUCAUCGUUAACUACGAGAUACUUAAAAUGAGGUCAGUCAAUUAAUAUGGAAGUCUUUGACCAUGAAUUCUAAAAUAUUAGCGCUAGAUUGCUUGCACUAAAACGUCACCGGGGAGGUUUUCGAUGAACUAAUGGCAACGUUAUUUCCUCGUUUAAAUCGCGGUAUAGACGAGAUCAAGUUGUUAUUGAAACUUUGCUUGUUGACGGCCGGGGAGUUAAAGAAACAGGAGGAAUAGAAAAAUGCGCGUCGUCCGCAAAAAUAGGCAUUUUGAAUUAAAAUAUCGUUCGCAACAUACAUAUAUACGACGUUUGUAUUAAAAAUAAACACGUGGAUUUUUUAAAUAAUGCCGAAUCUAGUAUUGAACCGAACAGAGCUAAAAUUUAAAGGUCCAAUCGUAUUAGUAUAAAUCUUUUGAGGGCAAUAUCGAAUUAGUGUUACACUUGUACACUGCAGUUAGCGCACAACGACCGUUAAGAACCGCAAUAAUGGGCUGAAUAAUGACUGCUAACCGUGAAAUACGCUGACUGUUUAAUAUCCAUACAGAGUGCAAUAAUAAUAUAGGCUAUAAAAUAAUAAUUAUAAAAGCUACCAUCGUAUUUAAAUAUUGAAACGACAUCUGUUAAUAGAUAUCGGUGGGAUAUUUAUCCUUUGAUACCCGAGAAUAUUCCAGGUGGGAGAGUUCAAUUAUAUUUAUAUUUUUAUUUUUUUUCGAUCACUUUCUUGUAAAAUUCACCCUGUACUAAUGAUAUUCUAAUAACAGACUGCAAGUCAAAAAUAAACGAUUUUCUAUUUUCUAAAAAUGCUAGAGAUUUCAUGUAACUAUAGAAGGCUGUGUCAAAGUUUUGUGGUGUAGUGAUAGCUUUUGAAAUACUAAUUGGUAGACCAGAUAACUCACGGACAGUGAUGUUGCUUACUCAACUAGCGUUGGUUGCCAACGAACGUUGUUCUGAAGACGUUCUUUUGGAUUCGCUAGAGCGAAUGUCCAAUAUUGGAUCCAUAAUAUGGGUAACGUAGUUAUAUUUUUUUACGAUAAAUUAAACGAAUUUCAAUCAGAAAUACAUUACUAUUGUGUACGUAAUCACCAUCACUGUCAUUUUUUUAUUUCAAAGAAACUAUUAUCGCUAUAUAAAAAAUCAAAAUAUAUAUAUUAUAUACGGAAAAUUCGAGACUAUAAUAAUUUACUAAAGUGCCCUCAAAUUAAUUUAAAAGCAUAUUUAGUUUUAUUUUACUCUCAUAUUAGAUAGUAAAUCAGAGCUUUUUUUUUUUUUUUUUUACAUAAAUCCGUUUCGUCCAGCGUGGCAUUCGGCCAGCGUAACUUUUUAUCUUUACCUAUUUAUACUCACGAGUUUUAAUUUCACAUUUCACCACCACCCCGGACACUAACUCUCUCCCAAGCAUGCCAAGUUUAUUCCGAUCUCUCGGGUUUUUCGUAUUAAUUAAAAAAAAAAAAAAACAAACAACCUUUGGAGGAUUUCGUGGAUAAUUAUAUUAUAAUAGUUAAUAUUUUAGCAUUUCGUAUUAUACUAACACUAAUUUCGUCAUCAAGUUUUUCUCCAAUACAAUUUAAAUAAUCUAAUGUGUGUGUCACUGCAGGUAUCGUGGAUACGACGACGGGAUUCACACAUACUCACCAUCGAUUGGCUGUUGUUCAUCGCCGACGACAGGUUCCGGAUAUUCCUGGUGGAGCCCACGUGCACGUGGACGUUACAGAUCAAAUACGUGCAGCCGAGGGACGCAGGCAUUUACGAGUGUCAGAUAAACACAUCGCCCAAAAUGAGCCAUUUGGUUCAGCUCAAUGUCGUGGGUAAGUAUCUAUUUGUUUUUCUGCGUCGUUGUCUAUGGAAUUGAAACCAUAAUAUUGCAAUACUGUGGAGUUUGGACCUAGAAAAAUACUGUACAACGAUAGUGUAUCAUAUUCCGCAUUAGUUUAAUCGAAAUUUAAUAGAAUACUAUUAUAUUUUAAGAUAAUUAAAUAGAAUAACUGCUACAGAUAGAGCCGAAUCGGAAAAAUUAUCUUUUUCUAUCAGACUACUCUACGUCUGAACAAAAUAAAUAUUAAAUCGAAUGAAUUGCACCUAGAGAAUAUAGCGGCACUCGAAACUGGCCCUACAAACAUAACACGAUUUUACAAAAUCACUCAAGUAAACUCUUCUAGGACUUGUUAGACAUUGUUAGCCAGUUAUUGGAAUUUUUGUUAGAAAGAAUUUCAUAAUCUGUAAGCACAGCUAAAGAACUUUGCUUACGGAUUAAUAGAGUUUAGUGUAUGCCUAGAACAACAUAUGAAACAAAAACCUACUUAUGACUACAAUGUUUUAUAACUAUUGAUAAAAUUAAUUCUAACAAUGUCUAACAAGUAGACUGUUUCAGAGUUAUUUUUUUCAGAGUUUAUCUAAGUUUAUAGUGCCAAUUUCACGUAUCUAAACAAAAUGUUUUUGUCAUUAAUGGACCUUUGCGUUUAGAUAAAAAAAAAUAAUAAUAAAACCCAUUCCUAUGGUACCGCCAAUGGGAUUGGGACAUUUUGUUCUACAGAUAUUUUGUUCUACGAUUUUUUUGCCUGUCAAGGGACUAAUUGUUACUUUUAAAAAAGUAAUAGUGAACUAGAAAAUCCUUAACUGAAAAAAAAUGUCCCACGGGAUUAUUUGUGUCGUUUCAUGGACAAUUUGAUUUUUUAACUUGGGCCCACAAAUACACCAAACUUGUACCAAGAACAUGUUCAAAAGAGAGUGGUUCAUGAGUUUUAAGCCCAGGCCUACAUAACCCACAACUGAUAAUUUAAACUCACAAUGUGGUUUCAUUUUCUAAUCAAAAACAAAAAUGUUAAUCAAUUGUCUAAACAGAAAGAACAAACACAUGCACAUACGCAUACUAGCAAAACCAAUAGAUUGCUCGCUCCGCUCUGAAUCUUAAAUAUUGUCCUAGCAGCUGUUAAAUUCCACCAAUGAUCAGAGCAUUUAACAUACGAAAUAUUUUAAUAAUAUGAUAUUUCUGACAGUCUGAACAGUUUUUCAAACAAAUAUUCGACAUUUGAUAUUGCAUUGUCAAAUGAGUUAGGACAUCGAAUUAUUUGAUACUCUACGAUAGAAACCAGUCUCGAUUGUUGUCACCACUUUUUGCGUUCUUAUCAUUAUAGAAUUCUUUUUUUUCUUCUUAUUUAUAAAACAUUGCGCCGCGUGUCCACAGUACCGAAAAUCGAGAUCAUGGGCGAGUCGGACAUCCAUGUGAUGGAGGGCAGCGCGGUGAGUUUGAAAUGUGUCAUCCGGCAGAGCGUCCGGGACCCGGACUAUAUAUUCUGGUACCAGAACAACCACCGGGUGCUGGAUUACGGCAUGAAAACCAAGGUGAUCACCAACGAGCGGUUGGAUCCCAACACGAUGGUGGCCACGUUGACCAUCAACAAGGCGGUGCUCCAUGACUCAGGCAACUACACGUGUCAGCCGUCCAACUUGGACUCGGCCAGCGCAUAUCUUCACGUCUUGAACGGUACGUAUUAUACGUGAAAGUGAUAAUAAUCCCUCACCUAGGCUAAUCGGUUGUAGACUAGUUGGAACAGUUUUUCUCGAUCGUUUUAAAGUUACCGCCCCCUGUGGGAAUCAAACAAUUUUUCAAGACCAACCAGUUUAAAAAUCCCGUAAUUAAAGAUAUGGGCAACAGAAAGGGGGAUGCUGAAUUAUAAAGCUUAAACAAUUUUACUGAAUACGUUUAUACACGAUUUGAAAGACAAAUCAUGUAAAAGAGUUCUUCAAUGAAAAAAACAAAUAAUUGAAUGAACCAAAAAAUUAAUCAAUUACUUUCCACGAAUCAAACAAUUCAGAAACAUUCGCAUCUUUAUAUUAUAUUAUAGUAUAUUAUGUUAAAAUGUUAUUAUGUUAAAAUUAACCCAUUUUAAUUUAAUGUUUUCUAUUUGCGAUACAGGAUCACAAUGUUAAAGAAAACCAAUACAAAUACGAGCGAUUAAACAUAUAUAAUUGCCUGAUUUCCGAAUCGAUUCGAUAAUGCAGUAUCUAUAAUCCCAGUCGAUCAAAACCCGUUUAAAACUUAUGAUUUAUAAAAAACAUAUCACAUUUUUUCCUAACCAUCCAACGUCCCUGAAUAUACGCGUGAUCUACGAUCAAUAUUAAACCCGAUUAUCGGACACACGCUUGUUUCACAUUCAACAACCGAUUGUGUUUAAGUUAUAAUUUAUUAUGUGGCUCGGCCCGAGAAGUGUCCCAGUUGAAAAUAUGGUUAACGUUCGGCCAUUUGUGGGAAUUAAAUGGACAUAAUUCGGGGAUGCCGUAUUUUAGGUUCACAAAUACAUUUCCUAAGGUUCGAACUUGGGCUCCAAUAUACUGUCGUUUAAUAACUCGUAAAUCAUACGAAACAAAUAAAUUGUAUCGAUGUAACUUACUCGCGCAACUAUUCGGAUGCUACGGGGGGAACAUAUACAAUGUAUAAAAUAUUUGCAAACGGUGAAAGCACUUACAGUUAUAUUGCAAACUUUGUGUAACAAAUCUUAUUUAAUAUUUUUCUACCGAGACAAAAACUAUUUGAGUUAUUGUUUUUAGAACAAACAUUUUGGAAAACUCGAAAAAUGAAAUAUUCCUUACAAUAAUUCCAUCACUUUCCAAUCGAACAAAAACUAGGUGACGUUUGUUUUUUAUUACGUUAUCACAUUGUUAUCAGACCGACUAUAUUUUGUUGAACGGCUACAAUAUUUAAUGCUCUCGAGAUUUCCGUCUGCUGAAUUUAAACGAGUCAAAUAGUACGAUCGAUCAGUUUAACACAAUUGUCCUAUUUGAAUCAAUAACCAUUCGAAUUCGAUGAAUCUGUUUUUAAACGGAUCGAUUUUAAAUGUUACCGAACGAGUGUUUACAAGUAUGAAUUAUAUUUUAUUUGAGUUUUCAAUCGUAUUUCGUAUUUACAUUAAUAGACAGUAUUCACCGGCGAUGAGUCUAGGCAAUUUCGGUACACCGACGAAUCAUCGGCUCUCCGACAGUAUCAAAAACGUUUACGGCGACAUUAAGCGUUUAAUUGGCCGGAGUUUAUUUUUUGUGUGUCUAAUUAUGUUAAUAACUUUACUACCAGAAUUAUUACUCCUAUUAUUAUGUGUAACAUCUUUUCUGAAAAAAAUUUCGUCUUCGUGGAAUUUUCGUUAUAGUUUCCUUAAUAGUUGGAUAGAUUUUAAGAUAAUGUAGUAGUUUUUUUUAAAUUUAAAUUUUGAAUAAAAUCACGUUCCAAAUCAUUGGAAACUUUGCUCAGAAAAUCGUUUUUCGUUAUUUAUCGUUACGUCCAGAUAUAGGUAAUAUACUCCAUAUUUUUCCAAAUUUCCACCUCCAAAUAUUUACAUUUAUCAGGAAAUCUCCGGGUACCACGUUUUAAUUUAAAUACAAGUACUUCAAAAACUAUAAAAUAAUAUAAAUGAUCAGUGCGCAUGAAAUCACGUGUACGCUCGUCGAUUUAAACAAUUUAAACUCAGCGAAUUUAUGUGACGUUACAAAACUAAUUCUAGCGGAAUGGAAACAUUAUUAUGACCAAGUAUCGUCACACAAACAUCCGGCCAUCGGAGUUUUUAUGGCGAGCUGUGUUCAGACUUGUCUAGAUAUUAUUUCGAUACCUUCCUGAACUGUCUGAGAGUUAUCUAAAAUGACGAAAUAAUUAUAUUUUCAGUAAUUUUCUAGACCAGUGGUUCUAUUUUUAGACAACAACCUAAAUUUUCCCACGAAAAUCUAUCGCGACCCACAUGGUUUCACUUUUCAAAACCCAGUCUUUGAAAACAACCGAGAAAAUCAAAAAAUGGUAAAUUACCACCCCAAACAGAUUUCCUUUCAGAAAAAGUAGUAUACUUGAAAAUCGGGGCGAAAUUUCUGGUAGAGAAGUUGUUCAUAGAUCAAACAAAUAAUAAAAAAAAAAAAAAAAACCAUUAUUGUAAAACCAAUAAAUUCCUCGCUCCGCUCAAAAUCUAUAUAAAUUUCUCGCAGUCUAUAUAAUUAAAAACGAUUUUCGUGCCCCAUCAAAAAUUGACUAAGCUAACCUCACCAAAAAGUUUUCAUUAAUUUAUCAAGUUGUAAAAGUUAGAUAGAAAAGUAAAGAUUAAUUUUAGUUGUUAAAGACUAAAUGAGACCGUUUAAUAUUUAAGUGAAAACCAUAUUCAUUUAUCAAGCAUUCAUUCAAUAAAUGGCUAAAAGUGCAAAACAAGUUUUCAUAGACGAUUUGUUACUGUGCGUGUUUGUCAUACUAUUACAUAAAUUUACUCGAUUUACCAAAAAAAAAAAAUACAUAAAUAAAUAUCAACCGGAUAAAAGGCCCAUCGCAUAUCUUGAUGAAUUAUAUACUUGGCGUCGUCGCAAACGGUCGAAUUGGAAAGCCCAAGUGAUAUCCGAAACGGAUUUUCCGAAUACCGGCGUGAAUAUCAAUAUCGGUACGUUCUGUCGUCGAAUCGUCAAAACCACGUACAAUACGGUCGCCGGGUCGCGACUACUGCGACAUUGUGUUUUACUGUAACCAUAUAAUAACGCGUUCGGCGGAAUGCGAUAUUUUUCCCGGUAUACUAUUCGAAAAGCGCAAAUCGGUUAUUAUUGUUAUUUUUUUUUUUUUUUAUGUAUAUUGCAUUCGAGGCGUUACGACGCGCGCUCGUUCGGAUAAGCGGACGGAAUCAAAGAGAAUAAAGAACAUUAUAUUAUUAUUAUUAUUAUUAUUAUUAUUAUGUUGUACAUCCGAAAUCGUGCGCUUUACGCGGAUAUAAUCGUUUUAUUAAUGCCGUAGUGCGGAUAAUAAUAUGUUCGAUUCGAUUCGGAAAACGUCGUCUUCUCGCCGGGGACUAGGAGCGCGCGAGGCGAGCGAGGGGGAGCGGCGCUUGAGGGGGGGGGGAGGGUGGUAGGCGGCCGGCGUUAUCAAUAUUGGAUUUCCCCCGGAACGGGGCGCUCCGGAUUUGCGGACGCGGACGCCGUCGCAACGCUUUCCGGAUGGGAAAUUUCGCUUUAAUAACGCCACCGACGACGCCGCCGCCGCCGCCGCCGCGGCAAUAGCCGACUCAUCGGAUGUUCGAGAAUGUAAACGCGCGCAGUCGGACGAUUUAUCUUGUCCCGUCGCCGUUUUUACCGUAUAAUAUUAUUAUACACACAACGACGUAGGCACCUAUACCCGUAUGUGUAUGUACGUAUAUGUAUGUGGUAGUACGCGCAGAGAGAGAGAGAGAGAGAGAGAGAGAGAGUGAAUACGGGAAAUUAUGCCUGCGCUAAAAGUAUUAUAUUAUAUUAUAUUAUGGAUGUAUACGUGUGCCAGCCGCCGAGAGAGGAGUCGUUCAUUAAUAUUCAUACGGCGUAUCGUAUUAUGCUCGGAACCCCGCGGAUCUCCUCCGCGCUCGUGCGCGGGACUUUUAAAAGUUUACUCUUGAAAACGCCGCGCAUAAUCGGGCCGCCGGACGGGAGAGCAAUACGAGACGGCGGCGUGUAAUUCCCCGCGAUAUUCAUGCGAUAAUCGUUCGCGGCCCUUUGAUCUAUCGUUAACCGCACGGCUACGGCCCGGGCCCCCGUCGGGAAAGGAACCGCGGGUACGCCGCCGCCAGCCGCGCGCUCUUAUCGCGCGCGGCAAGACUGUAAUAAUAAUGCGUAACGUGAAUGAUGCGUUUCGCGAAACAAUUGUUGUACGUACGAUUUCGCGCAAAGGCCUCCGGUGCCGCGCCGGUAUCGGGAUCGCGGGCCUUCCGAAACGAACGCGAUUUCCCGGUUUUUACGGUUUUCAACGGACUUUAUCAAACGCGGUAUGGCAUUUUUCUGCGGAAUUUUCCCCGGCGUGUACAGACUGUUGGGAUGUCGGUCUGUCGCGUCCGACAUAAUAAUUCGUUCGACCGAUCCGCCGACAUUUUUUUUCGGCCGAACGAGCUCGGAAAUUGGAAUUAAUUUUUCGCGAAUUUCAAUACGUUAUUGCGGCAGAACUUAACACACCGCUAAAGACCCCAGUGACCAAAGCUAAAGGGACGAAGUGUUGUACGCGAGCGUGUAAUCAAACCCCGUUUUGUCCGUAACGUAGUGUAGUGUUGUACCAUUAUAUUAUAGAGUUCGAUUAUAUUUAUUUAUUAUAACACAGUAAUGAACAUUACUACGCAAUAAAAUAACGAAGGAAAAAUGUGACUCAAGUGACGGAGCUGUUGCCCAUGGGUGUGAUAUUUUUAGAUUUUAAGUGAAGCUAUUGCCAUGGUUCUCUCCAAGAACGUAGGUAAGAGGGUUCAAACCUCCCGUUUAGAAAUUACUACAAAAAUGCAAUUACUUUAUCCAUCUCUCAUUCAAUCCUAUUACAAAUAAUUGAUAUUCAGAACACCCCCCCCCCCCCCNCCCCCCCCCAUGUAUAAUGUUUACCUCGGCGUCCGAUUUUCACUCUCUCUCGCUGAUCUGUCUGAUCAAAGUCACCUAUCCACUGUGUACCCGUUUCUCGUCCACACCACUCGGCCGCGAUACUCGUUUUCCGCGUUCCGAACAAUCUCGCUGACUGUAUAAUGUAUAUUAUAUAAUCAUAUAAUAUAAGUCUAAUUUUUUUUUUUUCAUUUUUCCGCGGAUACAGGCGAACAUCCGGCCGCCAUACAGCGGGGUCACAGUUCCGGUACGCAGAUACCCAUCCGCCUGUUGGGGCCUUUGUCGGCCGUGCUGGGACUCAGCUCCAGUCAUUCGACGAGAGCCGCGCUCCUGACGACCGCGUUUGCCGUCGACCUGGUCGUCCGGGUUCUGUACUCGAUGAUCGUCUAA